AUGUCAUCCGGAAAUUCUGCAGAUGCCAGUGGUAUUGGUGAUAGCUCGCCAAAUCAAUCAUCCAGGAAUAGCGAAGAGUUUCCUCUCGAUGUAGAGAAGGUAAUCUCGGUUAAUGGUGGAUUUAAGAAGAAUGGUGAGGAGCAGGAUCCGAGUCCAGGCCCUUCGCAUAAACAAGAAAAUGCUGAUACAGACUCCAACGAGAACACCGACCUUUUGGACCCUCGCCAAUAUGAUGAGAACAUUUUUCUCGUCACCUUCAGCAAAGGUGAUAAAGAGAACCCACAAAAUUGGAGUCUCCGCAAAAAAAGUCUCCAUACAGCAUUUUAUGGACUAACGACAUUUGCUGCUCAGUUUAAUUCAGCAGUCAUGUCACCAACGGUUCCACAUUUGAUGGAUUCUUUCGGUAUUAGCCGAGAAGUAGCUAUUUUAGGAACUUCUCUGUAUGUGUUAGGAAUUGCAUUUGGACCAAGCGUAUUUGCUCCUUAUUCAGAGAUGAACGGAAGAAAAAUGGGCGUGAUGCUACCAUUUUUCAUUUCACUUAUAUUUACAGCUGGUACAGCAUCGAGUGAUAAUAUUUCCGCUAUUCUUUGUACCAGAUUUUUUGCAGGAUUUUUUGCAGGAGCUCCAGUCGUGUCCUCUGGAGGUGUUCUGGCAGAUAUUUGGGAUCCUGCUAUUCGAGGAGUCGCCUUGAUAUUUUAUGCAGUGUUUGUCACAGCUGGUGUAACAUUUGGAUCAAUAUUGAGUUCGGUAGUUACCAGCGGAUCAGAUACCGACUGGCGUUGGUCUUGCUGGCUGAUUGUAAUUAUUGGUGGUGUUAUUUUAUUCUUCGAUGUUAUUCUGCUUAGCGAAACAUAUGCUCCAGUGAUUCUUGCCAAACGUGCCAGUAAUCUGCGUAUCAACACUCACCAGUGGGCGUAUCAUGCCAAACACGACGAAUGGAAAUUAGAUCUCAAGGAAUUUCUCACGUUGCAUUUAUUACGACCAUUUGCAAUGUUUGCGACACCUAUUGUAUUUUGUAUAGCAAUGUUUGCUAGUUUUGUGUUUGGUGUAUUGUAUUUGGUGAUUACCUCAGUACCAAUUACAUUCCAGAUCACCAAGGGAUGGGAGGGAACAGUGGCCACACUACCAAUGGUUGCGCUGUUUCUUGGUCUCAUUACAGGAAGUGGACUCAAUGUUUGGUCUGGUCUGAGAUACGCUAAACUCGUUCGAGCUAACAAUAAUAAACCACUGCCAGAGCAGCGGUUCCCAGUGAUGAUGAUGUUCGGAUGGUUGAUGCCUGCGGGAACCUUUAUCUUCGCAUGGACACUACGUCCCGAAAUCCACUGGAUUGUACCUAUGAUAGGUAUUUAUUUAUUAGGCACUGGAUUUAUCGUUAUUUUCCAGGGAUGCCUCAACUACCUAGUAGACACAUUCACAAGAUUUGCGGCCUCGGCCAUUGCUGCCAACACAUUUGUCCGGUCAAUCUUUGGAGGUAUCUUUCCUUUAUUUGGUGAUACCAUGUUCAUAAAUUUAGGAGUUAACUGGGGAGGCUCCCUUGUCGGAUUCAUUGCCUUAGCGUUAACUCCUAUUCCCUAUAUUUUCUACCUCUACGGUGAGAAACUUAGGUCUCGUAAUCCCUACAGCAAACUUGUCUCAUAG
This is a messenger RNA of Sugiyamaella lignohabitans, 1638 nucleotides long. RefSeq names its product Tpo1p (gene TPO1). The coding region runs from base 1 to 1638 and encodes 545 amino acids. Gene Ontology annotation, biological process: transmembrane transport. The transcript has a single exon. NCBI's taxonomy places the organism in Eukaryota, Fungi, Ascomycota, Dipodascomycetes, Dipodascales, Trichomonascaceae. Gene Ontology annotation, molecular function: transmembrane transporter activity. The record is from RefSeq and is a predicted model, not a curated record.